UUGACAUGUUUUUCACAUGACAUUUCUGAUAAAAAUAAUUCAGUAGGUUAUGAAAGACUGUUUUUGAAAUAAAUCUUAUCGAAAAUACUACCUAUGUGUUAACAUUUAUAUAUAGCCAUGCCUAUAACAGAGUACGUAGCGUCGUUAUCUCAAAAUCCGUAUUUUGGUGCUGGUUUUGGCUUAUUCAGCGUAGGAGCCGCAGCUGCUGUUCUUCGAAAAGGGUUACAGGCAUCAGUUGUAUUAUUCAGGAGGCAAUGCAUGAUAACCCUGGAAGUGCCAUGUCGGGACAAAUCUUAUCAAUGGUUAUUACAAUGGAUCACACAAAAAGGUGCAAAGCACACGCAACAUUUAAGUGUUGAAACAUCUUUUCUACAAAAAGAUACAGGACAGAUUAAAACUAAAUACGAAUUUAUACCAAGUGUUGGUCAACAUUUCUUCAGGUAUGGUGGAACGUGGAUAAGAGUAGAUAGGACCCGGGAACAACAAACAAUAGAUUUACACAUGGGUAUACCAUUUGAAACUGUUACAUUAACUGCAUUUGGACGUGACAAGCAAGUCUAUUAUAAUAUACUUGAGGAAGCAAGAACAAUGGCAUUAAAACAACAUGAAGGCAUGACAGUUAUGUAUACUGCAUUGGGUUCAGAAUGGCGUCCCUUUGGUCAUCCCCGUCGCAGGAGACCACUCAGUAGUGUGAUACUUCGUGCAGGACUUGGUGAAAAGAUAUUGACAGAUUGCUUAGAUUUCAUUGACAAUCCACAAUGGUAUACAGAACGAGGAAUCCCAUACAGAAGAGGUUACCUCCUUUACGGUCCUCCUGGAUGUGGAAAAUCUUCAUUCAUCAUGGCAUUAGCUGGUGAAUUAGAAUACAAUAUAUGUGUUCUCAACUUAUCAGAAAGAGGACUAACAGAUGACAGGCUAAACCAUCUACUUAGUGUUGCGCCUCAACAAUCAAUCAUAUUAUUGGAAGAUAUUGAUGCUGCAUUUGUGUCACGAGAAGACACGCCUUCACAAAAAGCGGCAUACGAAGGGCUGAACCGUGUAACAUUCAGCGGCCUCCUCAACUGCCUAGACGGUGUAGCAUCCACAGAAGCGCGAAUUGUUUUUAUGACCACAAACUAUCUUGAAAGAUUGGACCCAGCUCUUGUUAGACCGGGUAGAGUUGACUUGAAGGAAUACGUCGGUUACUGCGAUCAAGAGCAAGUUGAACUUAUGUUUUUGAGGUUUUAUAAAGACGCUGUAGCAGCCAAAACUUUUGCAGAAGAUGUCCUUUCAAGAAAGAAACCAGUCAGUCCUGCUCAAAUUCAAGGAUAUUUUAUGUUUCAUAAGCACUCGAGUCCUAAGGAAGUACUGGCUGAUGUUAGUUCUAUUUGGACACUUGGAUAACUGUGAUAAAAAAACUCAUUCAAUAAAAAAAUAAGUAAUUAUUUAUUUCUAUAAAUAUAUGGUCCCUUGAUAAGAUACUUUCGUAGUCAGUUCAUUAGGUCUUAAAUAAUAAUUAUAAUAAAUGAAUUGUUGACAAACAUUAUGUAUCAAUUGUUUUCCCAUAAUUUUAAUAUAUUAUUUAGUAUUUCAAUGAAGGUGGUACACUUAAAAUGUAUUCUAAAAUUGAUUGACAGCAUAUUAGCCUCAACUUAAGUUAGAAUCUGUCACCACCUUACUGUACCAGUUUACUUAAUAUAAAGUCAACAAUAAGAGGUACAUUUUCGUGUGAAAAGAUUCAAGGAUAAUUAAAAUAUCACAGUAUUUUUUAUGUAAUAUAUUUAUAAAAAUUUUACAAAUUAAUUGUUUUGAUAGCAAACAUAUAGGCACAAUUCUAGAGUUAUCACAAUAAUGAGUUUAAAUUUGCCGGUAUCACUCUCCGACCUUUAAUAGUGUUAUCAAAUGUACAUAAUUUUAUCCACAUAACAAAAAUUCAAUUUAUUUAAUAUUGUUUUGCAUUAAAUUAGGAAAAAUGAUGAUGCAAAUGGAGUAUGUCUAGCUGAUGAUUAA
Molecule: messenger RNA, 1989 nt
Organism: Papilio xuthus (Asian swallowtail)
Lineage: Eukaryota; Metazoa; Arthropoda; Insecta; Lepidoptera; Papilionidae
Gene: Bcs1
Product: mitochondrial chaperone BCS1
Exons: 7
Coding region: 118-1383 (421 amino acids)
Molecular function (GO): ATP hydrolysis activity; ATP binding
Source: RefSeq, a predicted model, not a curated record